This is a messenger RNA of Sarcophilus harrisii (Tasmanian devil), 4951 nucleotides long. RefSeq lists its product as uncharacterized. Gene Ontology annotation, biological process: T cell activation. The record is from RefSeq and is a predicted model, not a curated record. Gene Ontology annotation, cellular component: external side of plasma membrane. Lineage: Eukaryota; Metazoa; Chordata; Mammalia; Dasyuromorphia; Dasyuridae. The transcript is spliced from 15 exons. Bases 100 to 2079 code for a protein of 659 amino acids.
CGUCAUAGAACUUUAAAAAAAAAAGGAAGGGAAACAGAAAAACUACAACUCAUUCAUCACUGUCACUAUUGCCUGUCAGGGAUUAAGAGCUGAAAGAACAUGAUCCAACUCUGCCUCUGGUUCUUGGGCCUCUUUCUCUUUAUGGAGGAGGCAAGAACUGCCAAAGAGAACACUGACCCAAUAAUGGUGAUGGGAAUUCUGGGAGAGUCAGCUAUUCUACCUGCAGAAAUACCACUUGGAAAGAAACUUGUGAACAUUAAUUGGUCUUCCCGUACACCUGUUGCUGUUGUACAGCCAGAUCCAGGAACAUCAUUCAAACUUAUUAUAACCCAUCAAAAUUAUGUGGGACGACUGAAUGUCAUAUCCUUGAAUUAUGAUUUAAAGAUUAGCCCCCUGAAGAUGGAGGAUGCAGGAAGCUACAGAGCUGACAUAAAUGUUCAGGCCGAUACAACCAGCACCAUGACUAUCACCAAGAACUAUUUGCUGCAUGUCUACAGACGACUGGCACCACCAAAAAUUACUCAGAAUUCCAUAAUCUCUAAGAACAACACCUGUAAUAUUACUUUGACAUGCUUCGCAGAGGGAGGAGAAGAUGUGAAGUAUCAGUGGACCCCUCUGGAAGAACAAGCCAUUGAGUCUAAUGGGAAAUCCAGUCUUUUCAUCUACCGAAGACCUGAGGAUGCUCACAUAAAUUAUACCUGUACAGUCACAAACCCUGUCAGCAACAAUUCUGAAUCCAUACUUGUUCAUCUCUGUGCAGAAACAACAUCACUUUCUAGUCUCCGCUGGUUAAUCCCGGUGCUUUCUAGCAUAGUACUGAUUGUAGCUGGGACAUGCUUUUAUCUUCAAUACAAGAAAAAAAAAGAUGCUGAUUCACUAUCCAUUUUCCAGUCAAAGAAUCUUCCUGAAGAUAACCAAGUCUAUGAUGAACUCAGCAUGCCCACUCUAAGUGUUUCCAAUCAGAAGAAAGAAGCUCCAAAUACAAUUUAUUGCACAGUACAGAACCCCCAAAAGAUAUUGCUUUCUAUUCAUGGCACAAAUUUCAAAAAAGCAGUUUGGCUGAGGGUUCAGGCCAGGCUCCAGCUGAGGCGCAAGAUCAUGACACAUCUACUGCAAUGGUUCACAGUCGUCCUCUUUUUACAAAUUGAAGAAGCCGCCUCCACAGAAGUGCCAAGGAUGAUCAUGGGGACUGUGGGGAAGUCAAUCACUCUACCUUUGAAGAUGUCAUCAAACAGAAUUCAAACUAUUGUCUGGCUUUCUCAAAAUGCUCUUGCCACUGUCGACUUAAAAGGACCAGAACCCCAUAUAAUAUAUACGGAUUCUAAGUACUAUAAAAGAUUGGAAGUCCUCAAAAAUGAAAGCUACUCUCUGCGAAUCUACAAUCUGACAAAAGAAGAUGAAAAUGUCUACAAAGGGCAAAUAACCCUAGAGAAUUCAGUUUCAACUGAAAUGAUUAUUCAAAAGUUCUUCCUACAUGUUUAUGAGGAACUGCCCAAACCCCAGAUCACAGUAAACUUUACAGGAUUUGAGAAUGAUACCUGUAAUGUCACCUUGCUGUGCUCCGUGAAAAAGGAAGGGAAAAAUGUGACUUACAGCUGGACAUCCCUAGAAGAUGGACAUACAGUCACCUUCCAUGAGGGACCCAAAGCCACAGUCUCCUGGAAACAUGGGGAAAGUGAGCCAAAUUAUAUCUGCAGAGUCACAAAUCCUGUCAGCAGUCAGAGUGCCCAGGCAAAUCCUUUUCCAGGGCUCUGUCCAGGACAAUCAUCUAGGAAUUAUUCUGGGCUGAUCAUAGGAACUAUAAUUCCAGUUAUGCUGUGUAUAGUCAUCACGAUUGGGGUGAUUAUUUGGAAGAAAAGAGAACAAGGUAUCCUCUACUUCUUUCCUAAUCAACAGCAGGAGACUGUCACUGUGGGGACCACAAUAUAUGCACAAGUUAAUCAUCCAAACAGGAACAAGACUCUAAGUUCUAACAGUCCAGUCAAAAAUGAUUCUGUCACAGUUUACUCUACCAUCCAGUCUCCUAAAGAGAGAGAAGCCACACUUUCUGAAACAUCUGCUUAUGAUAAAUCCAUCUAAGUAAUCAGCAACAAAGGGAUGACAGACUUUCCCAUGGAAAAGGUGACCCUCCAUAUGACAGGAAACCCAAAAACUUUUCUUGUCGAGUCAAAACACACUCUGGACAUCUGACAUUGUUUUCACCAAUUCUUCAGAAAUAAACUAUGACAUCUAAGUUCUACUGCCAAAAGAAUGUCUUCACCCCCAGAAACUAAGCCAAGUAGCAUUUCCUCAAUCCAGGAACAAGAUAUAUUUCAGAAACAUGACCUGUUAAACUUUUUCUUUGUUAACUUAGUUGAUGAAGAGCAUGAGAUAUACCAAUUCAGAAGAGUUGGAAGCUGCUCCCCUAUUGCAAAGUUUAUGGAAGCAGUGCAUCCAGAAAUCAUUCUUCCAUGGAAACUUCAGGCUUUCAAGGAUUUUGGUAUUCCAUUCCCUUUAUCCUCACCAUGCACUCUCACUUCGAUAUCUUCCCUUGUCUCACUCCUAUCCCUCCAGUGAGAAAAGUAAGAGGAUUGGUCUCCUCACUGAACAGUGUGAGUCACCAAUGGAUUGCCUUUCUUCUAAUCAUUGAAAUCCAUUAUCCUCUUCCAAUUGCGUCAGUUCACUAGGCUUUCUAGGACCCAUUUCCUCAUUGCUUAGUGACUAUAGAACUGACAUGCAUUCUUCUUCUUCCCUUCAUACCAAGGCACCCUUUUCAGAGAUUUUGACAUUUCAUCAGUGAUUUUGAAUAUCUUAGUCUCAUGUUCUCUCAGCCUUUAUAAUUGUAAAGACUUCCUCCUCUUCACAUCAGUCAUGCAUUCCUCCUUUGUGUUAUUAGACCUCAUCAAGUUCGCAACGGGAAAGGCCAUUGAACCUAAAUGUCAGAAAAGACUUGAAUUCACUAUGUAACUCUGACAAUUACUACUUCUGCAAUCAUGGACAAGUCUCUUCGUACCUCUGUUUCCUUGUCUGUAAAAUGGAGAAUAAGAAUAAAUGUAGUUCCUAUGUCACAGGGUUGUGGGAGGAUAAAAUGAGAUAACUUGUAUGGAAUGUAAUAACCACUGGGAAAGCUAUGAUCUACUAGAUUGGGGCCCUUAAUCCUAGCUAAAGGAUAUGUAUGACCAGAAGUUCCUGUGUCUCUGUAGCUGGGGCCUAUUCUUAUAGGCUGGGCUACUGAUCUAAGAAGAGCCACCUUUUCUGCAGAUCAUAUGGAAUGAGAAAAAACUGCUUUUGAUAGAGUUGUUGUGAGGUUAAAAUAUGACCAUAUUUUCAAAAACACUUAGCACAGUGCCUUGCACAUAGUAGUGCUCUAAAAAUACGUAUUCCCUUUCUCUUCCUUUCUGGGCUCUUUUGAUAUAACUUUUUUGCCAGGAAAUAGUCAACACUAGGUCUCAGGACAUAGUCAACACUAGGUCUCCUUUAGACUUCCAGAAAGGUGAAGGAAUUCCUUUCCCUCUCUCUCUCUCACCCAAACCCUAACAAUAGCAAUUGGAUCUAUGAAGCAACAAAAGCCUACAUGCAUUUCCAGCUCCAUGAGAACUUCAAGGUGGGAGUUCAUCAGAUCAAGGGAUUUUUCUGAUCAACCCUGCUGCUAAUAGAAAACAUUUUGCAAACUAUAAAGGGAAAACCACAAAGGGAAUAGGACUUUCAGUUGGACAUUAAAUGGGGGUGGGGGUGGGUCAAACCAAAAGAUGAGAGAAAUGAGAAACAGAAGCAAGGUUGAGCAUACUUUGUUGGGGACAAGAACAUAAGAGUCUGAUUAAAGGAGGAUGUUCACAAAGGGAAACAGUGAGGAAUUCAAUAGAAAAAGAAAGCUGAUUUUGGGGCUUUAAUUUUUUUUUCAGAGAGGCCAGCCUAACUGAUCUAGCAGGGCACCAUAAGGGAGAAACAUGAAGCAUAUGUGCCAGGAAAAUCAAAUCACCACCACCACCAUCACCACCUUCAUACCAUCUCAUCUCAAACCCAAUGGAAACAACUCGGCACUCUGAACCCAAUUGCCUUGGAAAUAGUAGUGCCUCCAGACCAUAGUGGUUUGGAUAUAGUAACAGCUUCCAGACCAGUAUCUCUGACCAACUGCCACCAGUGGAAAGAUAGACACAGGAGCCCUGGCAGUGGAGAUGCUCUCCAGGCCACUACUCUUGCUUCUAGCCCAGCCCUCAAAGUCACACUCCAGGGAAGCAACUUUUAUGGAGGUCAGACAGCCCUGAACUGCCACACAGAGCCCAAGUGACCUAUCCUGAUUGAGAUAACAGUAUUUCUUAGGAGAGAUAGAGGAGACAGCAUGUGACAGACAAAUCAAACCACUAUCAAUACUUUGACCACCAUCUCCCUUUAGAUCCUGUUUAGAAACAACCCAAGAGCCCAAGAGCCUUGGCAAUACCGAAGAUUUCAGCCCAGUACAUUCAGUUAUCAUCCUGAAAAGCAGUCCCUGUGCAGAUGCAACCCAGCAAUUUGCUCUUGCAGGAGCUGCAGUCAAACCUACUGAAGACCCAGAAAAUUCUGGACAUCAAAGUUCUCAGUAUUGUCAAAUGGUUCAACAUUAAAAACGACAUUAUUACCUGCUUUGCCAUUGCCUCCCUAAGUAUGAUAAAACCUUUUCAUCUGAUGAAAUCUUUAAUAUAUACCAUCUCCCCUACUAGACUAUGAAUCUUAGAAUUGAUAAACUUUGAAUACAGGUUGGAGUAAACUUUCUGUUUUCUUUAUGUUUAUUGUUUUGUUUUCUUGUACAAAAUGCUUAAAAUGGACAUAUGUUUUACGUCCAUGUUCACAUGGAUAUAUGAAAUCAAAUUGUUUGCCUUUUCAAGAAGAAGGGAAGGAAGGGAGAAAAUUUGGAACUCAAAAUUUUUAAAUGAUUAUUAAAAAGUUUUUACAUGUAAUUGUGAAAUAUUUAAUGAAAUAAAUAAAAUAUUUUUUU